AGGCGCGGGAGCGGCUCCCGGCGAGUCCCGACGGCGGCGGCGGCGACUGAGGGGCCGGGGCGUGGAGCAGUGGUGUGGUGGCGGCGGGCGGCAACGGAGCAGCCAUGAGGGCCGGGCCCAGCCACCGACAGCGUGCUCCAUCACGUCCGGCUUGCUGAGGGUCUAAAUUGCUGAGUGUGGCCUUGAAUUUACAAUCCUCCUGCCUCAGCCUACCAAGUCAUUGGAAUUACAGUGUGAGCCACUGCCCUAUGUUGUGUUGAUGCUGGUCUGCCAUGCUAGCCUGUUUACCAGGGCCAGGUGACCUGUCCUUUCAGCUUCUUUCUCACACGCAGAUGAACACUGGACUUCAGAAAUGGGACACUACACAGAAAAUGAGAACUGCUCACUAUCCCACCCCAGCCGAAUUGGAUGCGUAUGCUAAGAAGGUCGCAAACAACCCACUGACUAUAAAAAUCUUCCCCAACAGUGUGAAGGUUCCCCAGCGGAAACACGUUCGUCGUACUGUGAACGGCCUCGACACAUCAGCCCAGCGCUACAGCCCCUACCCGACUCAGGCUGCCACCAAGGCAGGCCUGCUUGCCAUUGUCAAAGUGCCAGCCAAAAGCAUACUCAAGGACUUUGACGGCACCCGAGCCCGGUUACUCCCUGAGGCCAUCAUGAACCCCCCAGUGGCACCCUAUGCUACUGUGGCACCAAGCACUUUAGCCCAUCCCCAGGCCCAGGCUCUGGCCCGCCAGCAGGCCCUGCAGCAUGCACAGACCCUGGCCCAUGCCCCUUCCCAGACGCUGCAGCACCCUCAGGGUAUUCCGCCACCACAGGCGCUGUCUCACCCUCAGAGCCUCCAGCAGCCUCAGGGCCUGGGCCACCCUCAACCCAUGGCCCAAACCCAGGGCUUGGUCCACCCUCAGGCCCUGGCUCACCAGGGUCUCCAGCACCCCUCCAAUCCCUUGCUGCAUGGAGGCCGGAAGAUGCCAGACUCAGAUGCCCCCCCGAAUGUGACCGUGUCUACCUCAACUAUCCCCCUUUCAAUGGCGGCCACCCUGCAGCACAGCCAGCCCCCGGACCUGAGCAGCAUCGUGCACCAGAUCAACCAGUUUUGCCAGACGAGGGCAGGCAUCAGCACUACCUCAGUGUGUGAGGGCCAGAUCGCCAACCCCAGCCCCAUUAGUCGCAGUCUGCUCAUCAAUGCAAGCACUCGGGUAUCAACCCACAGCGUCCCCACACCAAUGCCUUCAUGUGUGGUCAAUCCCAUGGAGCACACCCAUGCGGCUCCAGCCGCAUUGCCUGCCACAGGUCCUGUCAACUUGCCCACAGGCAUCUCUCGAGCCCCCACUGGCUACCCUAGCGACCUCAAGCCAGUUUCCUGGAACCAGCACCAGCUGGCCCACCUACAGCAGAUGUGCAGCGAGGCUGGUGGGACACCAGCCCCUGGCCUGACAGGCAAGCAUGCAGCAGGACGAGAGUUGGCAGGGCCUGGCUUUGUGGGUAAGGCCCCUGCCUACCCGCAGGAACUUUGCCUGGCACAGUCAUUCCAUCUGAAGCCACCCCUGGAGAAACCAACCCCAUCCCCACCAGUCAACGGUCUGGCAGCCCCACUGGCUUACCCCAAUGGUCACUACUUCCAACCCCUGUGGAACAACAUUCUGCCCACUCCCAAUAGCGACAGCUCGGGGUCUCAGGACCUUGCCAUGCCGUUCCACGGUGGGCAGCCUGCAGGUGCACCCCUCGACUGUGCGGCAGCUCCUGGGGCCCACUACCGAGCAGGGACUGGGGGCGGUCCAGUGGCAAGCCAGAACAGCUUGAUGCAAACAGUGGAUUACCUGAGUGGGGAUUUCCAACAGGCCUGCUUCCGAGAACAGAGCCUGGCCAUGCUGAGCAAGGCCCACCGAGCCCCUGGCAGCCGAGCCCCUGAUCCCACAGAUAGUCGAAGUCUUCAUAUUCAGCACCCGGGAUAUAGAUAGGGAGCCAUGGUGCCCUCCUUAAGCAACACAUCAUACAUUGCCCUUCUAGGUUUAGUCUUACUUUUAAGUAAUUGGAUAGUUUUAAAGUUUCAUUGCUCCAAUGUGAUCAUUCUUAGACAUCUAAGGAAGGGAACUUGACAGGAUCUAAUUAGAAGAAGGGGUCCUCUUAUGCCCCUUUGAGCAACUUUCAUUUUCAUGUUAACAACGUAUCCCUAGCCCCCAGGAUUUAUCAUCUCCACCCCCUGCCUAUCAGUCUGUCUUCGCCUUGGCCAUUUCCCACCAACCUCCUACCAUCUUUUCCUGAAUCUCUGCUUGUUUCCCCUUGGGACUGAGGUGUGACUAAGGGAAGGGGCCUUAGGCCCCUAAGCUAGGCCUUUCUCUCUCUUUAGGACUAAUAAGUCAGACUUUGCAAGUGCUCUGGAAGCUCAAUCCUUACUCACCCAAAGAUCUCAAAUCAAAAGUGACCCGGUAUUCAUCUCCUCCCCACUGCUUACUCUUACUCAAGGCUUUGUUUUGUGUUUAAAUUGCUUCCUGUAACCGCUGCACUUGUCUCUGUCUUUGCCACACUGGACUCAAGGCCAUCCUGAAGGUAUUCGGCCAUAGUCUUGCUACAUGGAGAAAAAUCUUUGUAUUGACAUAUUUUUUCCUGACUUUGCUUCCAGACCUGUAGAAAUUCAGUGGCCAUCUGGCAUACACAAGAUCCCCUUGUCACUGUUGCCUCUCUCCUAACUUAACUGUGUCCUUAUUUCCUACCUUCUCUCCCCACCUCAGAAAAGCAAAACAAAAAACUACCUUACUUGAGGAAUUAGGUAGGUAAGGGAUGAUCACAUUGGAGUUUGAAAUUAAAAACACCAAAAAAAAAAAAAAGAAAAAAAAAAAAAGAAAAAAAACUUAAAAUGCAUUUGGUUCUCUCUACACUGGCUAAGAAUAUUGUUCUACACUGUAAGUUUUAAAUGUCAUGUUUCUGUAUGAAUGUAGUGUGGGUUUGAGUAGCAUUGUGUAUGAGUGGCCCCACAGGUACAUUCAUCCUCCUAAUCACCUCCUUUGCAGCCCCUCAGUUUAAUGAAGAAAGGAGAGAAAAGAAAAAACAAACAAACAAACACAAAGCCUUAAGCUCUUUUAAUUCUUCCUUAACCAAAUGAGCAUGGUUCUAACCACUGUAGAUGGGCUUAUAUUAGAAACAGUCCCUCCUACCACAGUCCAUUCUCAGAGCACCCCAUGCUCAACACAUCUCAUUCCCAAGUGACAAUUAGUGGCUAGAAACUUAACGCUUUUCUGUAACUUUAAACUUAGAUUGUUUUGUUGUUAAUUUUUGCACCCGUCUUCUGUUAAAGAUGCACAGUGGGCUUUAAAAACAACAACAACAACAAAAAAUACAAAACAAGCCCUUACCUUUUCUCCUGUCUCUGGGGAAUGUGAGCUGAUAUUUAAGAUUUUGGGUUCUUUUUACUAUCCACUGUUCCUUAGCCAGAAAUUCUCUAGUGAUCUGAAGCAAUGUGACUAAAGACCAGUUUCUAAAUUAUGUGUUGGCAAGUUGCCUUAUAUUUAAAAAGAAAAAAAAAAAAAAAAAAAAGGAAAAAACUGCCUGAUUGUGUUAUGCCAAAU
Molecule: messenger RNA, 3566 nt
Organism: Sciurus carolinensis (gray squirrel)
Lineage: Eukaryota; Metazoa; Chordata; Mammalia; Rodentia; Sciuridae
Gene: Fam222b
Product: family with sequence similarity 222 member B
Exons: 4
Coding region: 273-1961 (562 amino acids)
Source: RefSeq, a predicted model, not a curated record